This is a messenger RNA of Dichomitus squalens LYAD-421 SS1, 2442 nucleotides long. Its product is annotated as WD40 repeat-like protein. Lineage: Eukaryota; Fungi; Basidiomycota; Agaricomycetes; Polyporales; Polyporaceae. Gene Ontology annotation, molecular function: gamma-tubulin binding. Gene Ontology annotation, biological process: microtubule nucleation; mitotic cell cycle. The record is from RefSeq and is a predicted model, not a curated record. The coding region runs from base 1 to 2442 and encodes 813 amino acids. The transcript is spliced from 4 exons. Gene Ontology annotation, cellular component: centriole; ciliary basal body; pericentriolar material.
AUGGCCGCCAUCAUCACGCCUACAAACCUCACCAUCAUCGAACACUCCGCUCUCAAGCAUCCCCCGUCUGCUGCCGAACCAACAUGCCCCCUACCUCCUCUACCCACUGCUCUCACAUGGAGCACAGACAACAACUCGGUGUAUCUCUCUUCGGCCACUAGUGGCAUCCUCCAAUACGACCUCGCCUCGGGAUCUCUCCAGGACGUUUCUGUACACGAUCAGAGCUCGCAUCCCGUCGUUGCGCUGCUCAGCAAAGAUCGUGGCAGCACUCUAAUAUGCGCUAGGGGGCAGCAAGCUACCGUCCUGUCGUCUCAAGCCGGCAAGGUCGCUCAUACGUUCGAUACUCACAAAGCGACGAUCACUUCCCUUUCACUCUCCAACGACUGCACCUUGCUUGCAUCCACCUCUGCGCACGCCAUCCACGUACACAACCUCACGCUUGCCUCGCAUACUGUACUCAGAGGCAUUCCCGCUGGAAGCGGCGACAUCACCACAUGUGCUUUCCAUCCCCACUCGCGCACUAGGCUUCUCGUCGGUCGCGGAACCCAGCUGCUUGUCUACGAUACCACCCGUCCCUCCGGUCCGGCCAAGGUUAUACCCUUAGACAAGGAACAGAAGAAGCCCGGUUGCAUUGUAUCUAUCUCAUGCAGCCCGUUCAGCAAGACGCUGGUCGCUAUUGCGUGUAGUGGCGGCAUGGUUACUCUCAUCGACCUGGAAAAGGAGAAGGGCCUCUUCCGAUCCGUCGUCAUGCCUGCUCCCGUCACCUGUCUCUCGUUCUCCGCCGAAGGCGCCGCGGUCUACGCAGGCACGGAGAACGGGAAGCUGCUGAUUCUCGACCUGCGCGCCCUGGACAAACCACCAAAGACGAUUAGCGUUAGUGAGAACGGCGAUCAAGUCAUUGCUAUUUCUGUGCAGAGAAAGCUGAAGCCGGGAGAGGCGCAGGCAGCAAAGCCUGUCCCAACGGCGGCAGCGAAGCCUCUAGUUCAGCGCGACACAAACAAGGCCGCCCCCGCUGCACGUCGUAUAGGCUCAUCCACGGGACUCGACGCGGCAAAGAAGGCAGUCGAAGACAAAGUCGCAACGAAGAAAUCUAGCGCUAUCACUUCGACUACUCCCGCUAGGCGAACCACAACCAGAACUGCCUCCAACCCAAGCAAUGGGUCUCCUGCUCCUAGACCCGCGGCCGCUGGCGCGCGUCGUUUCAACGCGGGUACGGUCACAUCUCCAGUGGCCGGGCGAGCCGGAGCGCAGAAGGCCACCUUUUCGCCGCCCAGGUCGCCAGUGACCCUGUCGAACAAGAAGGAUGAUGAAGAGGAGGACGGCGAGUUGUCCGUCCGUGUUGAGAACCUCCUCGCGCUUCCGAGGGCGAAAGAGCCCGCCGCUACAGUCGUGGACGACGACGAAGCUCCCAUCACGGUCGUCCCCACGAGGGCCUCAACCAUCCUAUCUCGCGCAUCCUCCCGCGGCUCGAUCGGCCAGCCACCCCGCAGCCACGCUCGGACGGAGAGCGCCUCUCGCGCGUACGGCGGGCUUGCUGCGGGCGAGUCGCAGUCGCAAUCGGCUUCGGCAGCCCAUCCCCGGGUGCGAUCCGCAUCCUCAGGGAGCACCGCAAGCCGUGCUAGCAAGACGUCUGUAGCCUCCACGCGGCGCAUCGUGUCCGGCUCUGGCUCUAGCUCUUCCAAAACCUCGUCUGCCUCGCCUCCUGCGGGAGUGGGUGCGCAGCGGAGGCGUGUGUCGGGCUCGUCUCUCGCCUCGAGGAUCUCGCGCAGCCCGAGUCCCGACUUGCCGGGGACAGAGGAGGACGGGGGGCCUGUGACGCCCAUCCCCGCGCACAAGCGUAAGGGCAAGGGUAAGGAGCGGACUGCGCUCGGCGUGCUGGGGACCCCGGAGAUCGACGAAUGGGUCAGGGCCGGGGAGGGGAAGGGGAAGGCCGCGGGCAAGGAAGGAAGACGGGUGGGCUUCGCCGGGGACAGCGAGAGCGAGAGCGAGGCGGAGGAGAUCGCCCGUGCGGGAGCGAGUGCGGAUUCGGACGAGGAGCUCGACGCGCGCGCGCCGACCAGCGCGAACGCACGGCUGCCCCCCGCGGCGUACGCGAUGCAGGUCUCGCCGCGGCGCUCGUUCGCGGGGCUCUCACCCUCCGCGCGCCGCGCGGCGUGGGCGCCCGUGCCCUCCCCCCUGCGGAACCCGGGCGCGCCCCCGUCCCCGCAGGCGCGCGCGGCGCAGGACAUGCUGCAGGCGCUGAUGCGGGACGCGCUGUACGACUUCAGGCAGGAGACGAAGGCGGAGAUCGUCGGGCUGCAUUUGGACUUGAUCCGGAUGGGGACGGGGUGGAGGACGGAGAUGCGGGAGGCGAUGGGGGAGGUCGCGGAGGAGAUCAGGGCGCUGAGGGAGGAGAACCGGAGGCUGAGGGAGGAGAACGAGAGGCUGAGGAGGGGGUACUGA